Pantherophis guttatus is the source of this 5069-nucleotide messenger RNA. It is a transcript of the gene NINL, whose product is annotated as ninein like. Gene Ontology annotation, cellular component: centrosome. The record is from RefSeq and is a predicted model, not a curated record. NCBI's taxonomy places the organism in Eukaryota, Metazoa, Chordata, Lepidosauria, Squamata, Colubridae. Gene Ontology annotation, biological process: microtubule anchoring at centrosome. Gene Ontology annotation, molecular function: calcium ion binding.
UACAAAUACUCGAUAAAAACUGUGGCUUAUCCAUUGCUUUAAAACCAGACUUUCCAGAAAGGAUAUGGAGGUUGUUUUUUUCUUCUUUUUCAGUGACUUGCUUUUAGCAUGUUUUGACAAAUUCUAACCCAAUCUGUUUGAAUUACCCUCCUUUAAUAUACCGGGGGCUGCUUCUCUUUAUCUUAUGCUUUGCUUAUCCCUUUAUCAGAUGGUUAAUGGUUUGUGCAGCCCUUUAUGCUGCAUAAAAAACCAUUCAGCAGAGGCAUUUGCUUUAUGAAGACUCCUGAAAUUUUUGGUUUCCCCGAAAGUCUUCUGGUAAAGGAAUAUAUAUAGGCAGCUAUCUUUCAGGGUAUGAAAUGCUCGUCUUAGACUUUCUUUUGUUUGGAGAAAUCAAAUAAAAAGAAAUCAUGAGUAAUUGGUACCUCCGCCAUCAGAUACAAGUAAAAUAACUGCCUCUAUCCAUAGUAAUGAUUAAAGGAGAGAGAAGCUAUUACCCACAAAACAUUUGUGCUGAAUUUGAGAUUUAAACCAAUUUAAAGUUGUACAAACACACUUAGAUAACUGCCCUAAACUCUUGGUAACUUAAUUCCCAAAGACUAAACAUUAGUUUUGCAAAGAACUAUUGUUAGCUAUUUGCACUGAUAAGUGCUCAGUUUCCUAUAUUGUUUUCAACAUAUUAUGAAUACAGAUGUACUUUUUCUUCUAUGAGCUUUGAAAUGAGUUUUAACUGAAAGGUACUUUACUAACUUCCCUAGGUUAUAGCAGAAUUUCCAGACAACUGAUCUGAUGGGAGAAGUUAGGAUUUCCAAUAAUAGAAACAAAUAUUGGCAAGAAAUGUAUUAUUUUUCUGAUGUUACAUUUUAGAAGUAUGUUGAAAUAUUCUGGGAAAAGAAAGCAAAAAUCUUGUUUCAGCCCAGAAACUAAUAGAACUAUUUUAAUUCUGACUUUGAAGACAAGACAGAAUUCUGUUGAAAAGCAAAAUCUAAAUCCAUUUGUCUCUCAUGUUUAACUGGAGAAGACGAUUAAGUGUUAAUUUUUUGUGGAGACAUCACUGUUAGACAUGGUGUGUGAAUGUAUGUGCACAUGCCUGUUCCUUGGCCAUACCCAAGCGUUUUUGUGAACUCUUAUAAAAUUUGCCUUGUCCUAUUUCUCUUUUAGUUCCAUGUUGCAAUUUAAUAUAUGAUUUUGUGCUAUAUACUAUGGGAUGGGUGAGGAAGCGAACAGAUACACCUCUCAGCUCAAGGAUGUGUAUGACAGCUGUGAUACCACGGGCACUGGGUAUUUGGACAAGGAGGAACUGACUGAGCUUUGCCACAAACUACAUCUGGAAGGAGAGCUCCCUUUACUUCUGGAAACACUUUUGGGGAAUAAUCACCUUGCCAGAGUUAAUUUUGAACAGUUUAAGGAAAGUUUUGUGACCAUAUUGUCUUCGAAUAUCAAUCUUGGCCUUUCAGAUGAUGAGAGCAGCUAUCUGGAGCCAGUUAUUCCAGAUGAGACUGAGCCCAAGUAUAUCACCGAGGCCAAAGGGUAUGUUUGCCGGACAAGGCCAGAGCUUGAAAAUGCCAUGUUGGAAACCCCCAAAUAUUUACAAGAGGAGCAGAGAAAUAUAAAUGUAAAAAGUCAGCUGAGACGCUCAACUUCUUUGGAGAGUGUGGAGAGUCUCAAAUCAGAUGAAGAGGCUGAAAACUCAAAAGAAGAACAGCAGCAGACCUUUGAAGGCCAAGGUCAAAUGUGUACCUGGGACGAUAACCUCAUUGACAAUGCUAGAGAAGUCUCUACCUCAUGUUUGAACACGACUGAAAAUCAGAUUAGGGUUACUUGGGAAGAUCUUGGCAUUGGAAAUAAUGGAUACCUCAACAAACAAGAGCUGGAUGCUGUUUGUAAGAACAUUGGACUCAAAGAGAUGGAAAAAGAGGAAUUUGAAGAAUUAUUUUACAAAUUGGAUAGUGAUGGAGAUGGCAGAGUAAGCUUAAAGGAAUUCCAGCAUGGCUUAUUCAGCCACAUCUGCCUUCCUUGUCCUUUUUCUUCCACACCACUUAAAUCGAAAAGGCAAAGAUCACACUCUAAUCAGAUUUUGAAAGACAAUGGUCAACAAACUGCAACUCCAUCUCUUUUAUCCAACUCAGUGGCUUUGAAUCUUUUCUCCAGCAUUAACGAUGGCAGUGGUUUUGCAAGUGUGGAGCAAGUUGUCUCCAUCUGGGCCUGGGAAGGGGUUGAAAACUGCAAAGAGAUUUUUAAGAGUCUUAAUUAUAAUGUGGAGGAGCGAGUGAACCUUCUAGAGCUUUCUGUGAUCCUUGAUGAUGAAUUAAUUGCUUCCAAGAAUGGACUUCAACAGGCAGCUGUUGCCUCUUAUAAGCAUGAACUUCAUCAUCUACAAGCACAAGUGGAACGGAUUUCCAGUGAGCGAAACAAAACAAGAGCUGAGCUGGAAAAGGCUAAAAAGAGGAAUUGCCAGCUUUUUAAAGAAGUAGAUGAUAACCAUAGUGCUCUGGAGCAACACAAUGAGAGUAAACUUAGAGCUCUUGAGCGAGAUUUCAAAGGAAAGCUAAUGGCAAUAAAGUCUGAUGUCAAGAUGGAACAGGAAUUGCUCAUGCAACAAAUGCACCAUCAGAGAACCAAGUUAGAAGCAGAUUUCAGGUACCUUCAAGAGGAGGACUCUAGUUUAAGGAAAAAACUGACAUUGAUGAUCAAGGAAAAUAGUCGCUUACAGAAUGAAGUUGCUGAAGUGGUUCAAAAACUGAGUGAAUCUGAAAAUCAAGUUUUGAAACUUCAAGGAGAUCUUAAUUUUAUUUUGAAAGACAAGCUGGGAUUACUGGAUCCAUACAGUACGGAACUAUUUGAUCAAGAAGCACGCUUUGCUGAAAUCAUUCAGGAGUAUGAGCUGCAAUGUCGGGAACUGCAUGACAAGAAUGAUGAGCUACAGAUGGAGGUGGAAAAACUGAGAUCCCUGUUGUAUACAAGCAAGCCUAACCUAGCAUGCUGCAAAAUGAAGACCAACAACACUGGAGAAAGGCCCUUGCCUGGAAAUGAAAAAGCUAGCAUUAUAGAUGACACUUUCAUAACAUCUGAUCCCUGUUCAGUAAGUAUAGAAACAGAACUUCUGGUGGAAGACUUAAAAGAACAGAAUCAAACUAUAAAAACACAGCUAGAAACUAAGGUCAAUUACUAUGAACGGGAAAUAGAACUAAUAAAAAAUAAUUUUGAGAAGGAAAGGAAGGAUAUUGAGCAAAGUUUCAAGAUCAAGAUUAGUGAAUUGGAAGAACAAAAGAAUGCCCUGGAAGAACUGAAUGAGAAAUGCCAGGAAGUGAUUGAUGGUUUGAAAAGCCAGGAUCAGAAGCUAGAUCCUAUCCAAGAAAUGAAGAGAUUUGAAAAGGAGAGGGCGGAAAUGGAGCAGUGCUAUGCUAAAGAACUAUCAAACUUAGGUCAGAGGCUGGCCCAGGAAAGGGAAAGAUUGGAAGAUGACUUGAAGAUGAAGCAUGAAAUGGAGAUACAUUUUAUGAGAGUGGAACUGCACAGGAUUUCAGAAGACAAUAUCCUCUUAAAAAAUAAACUUGGAAAAUGUCAGCGAGAAAUAAAGGAGAUUGAUGACACAAACCAAAAGCACAGAAAGCACAUUGAUGAAUCGAAAAUGGAAAGAGAGAAGAUGAUGUAUGAAAUAAAAGAAUUAAAUGACUCGAACAAAUACUACAAAGAGGAAAUCUUACAGCUGAACACCAGAACUGCUCAGUUAAGCCAUGAAUACAUUGAAUUAAGCAGCAAGAAUAAAGCCAGUCAGAAAACAAUUAAGAUACUGAAUCAGAGGUUUCUUGAAUUGGAGAGCCAAAAAGAACAAGAAGCUAUGGUAGCCAAGCAACUUCGGGAGGCCUCUGCUGAGAUGAAAAAGGAGCAUUUUCAGCAGCAGUUGACAUGGCAGGGUGAAAAGGACUUGCUAGUUCAAGAGCUGAAAUCACUGAAGGAAAAGCUGUUGGAAACUAACACCAGAUUAAGCCAAGCCGAGUCUCAGCACACACAAGAGCUGCAAAAACUGAAGACCCAGAUGGACAAUACAGUACCUAAGGACCAUCUUGUUGAGCUUCAAACCAGAUUGACAGAAGAACAGAAAACAAUCAGAAAAUUGCAAGGAGAUCUAGACUUACAGGCAGAACAAAUGAAAUGGCAACUGGCUAUUUAUCAAGAAGAAUAUGAAAACGCACAUAGAUUAAUGGAGGAGAAGUUGGGGGAAGUAGAGAUGAAUUUGAAGAAUACACAAAUGUUGCUGCAGGAAAAAAUGUCCCAAAUUAAGGAACAAUUUGAAAAAAAUGCCAAGUCUAAUCUAUUGCUGAAGGACUUGUAUGUGAAGAAUGCACAUCUGAUGAAAAUGCUGCAAGUUACAGAGCAGAUGCAGAAGAACACGGAAAAUAGGAACUUAAUUCUAGAAGAAAAAAUUUCAUCCCUGAAUCAGCUAGUUGGAGAAAUCACAUUUGCAUCUCAAUGAAUUAUUCAUUCAAAUGAAUAGGUUUCCAUUAAGCUGUCUUAAAUGGCAAUCAGUAGUAAAGAUAUUAAUUGAUCAAGUUUGUUCUACAUAUUUCAGACUGAAUACAAAAACUCUUAUUCUCACAAACAGAACUCUAUAUGAGAUAGCCACUACUUCAGAGUGGGGAAAAUACAAAUGCUAUCUAAAAAAUAGGAGAACAAUAAGCAAAUACAUUCUGAAGAUGGGGAAACACAGGAUCAACUCUACAGCAAUAAAAAUACAUUUUUUUCCAAUGGAAAAGUUUAAUCAUUUAGUGCCUUCUGGAUAAAUUUCACAGAAACAGGAUGUUCUACACUGUAUCAUUUGGGGACUGGACAUUUAUUGCGAUUUCAACUUCUUGUCCCCCUGUCUGUCUAUACACUGGCUAAAGAGUGGAUGAAUGUGUGUGUGUACAUAAACAGAGUUUUAUGCAAGUGUAAAAUAUUACUCAUUGAAUUAUGUGCUAUAUUAUUUAAGCAGAACUGUAAACAAUCCAAUGAACUCCCCCCCUCUUUUUUUUUUUUUUUUUUUUUUGCUUUACGUAUCUGGAACAUUUUAAUUAAAUAGCAUCUUUACA